AGUAAGAAGUAAAAUGGUGGUUUGGUUGGAAGAAGGGAAAAAAAUGUAUACAGAGGAAAGAACAAGUUUGCAGAGUAAAGCAACACUUGAGCCAAUAAUAAGCACACAACACAAAGAGAAGCUGAUGCUUGUCGCAGUCUCUGUUCUCGUCAUCUCGACCGUUCCGAAGAUCUGAGGACGAAACCAAUCUCCUUCAACCUCUAUUAAUCAAAAGCAUUCCAGCAAUCACAGAGUGGGUUUCAAGGAUUUGUGAAGAUUUUCAGUAAAGGCACUAGGUGGUAAUCUUUUUGAACAUGAACAACCCUCAUCCUGAUGAUGAUCACGAGGACACCACGGUUGACGGAUUUGAAGUACCUGUUUCGCCGGUUUCAAGUUACAACAAUGUAUAUGCCGCAACUGAAGACGAGACAAGAGACCCUCCAGCUGUACCGCCACAUCUUCAACACUCUCUCUUAGGCAAUACAGGUAGCACGGAGUUGCCUUGUGCACCACAGAGUGUCGUCCUGAACCAUCUCUAUAUCGAAAAUCGAGACCCCCCAAGAUCCGUUGUAGCGCUUGGCUUCUCGCAUCGGUUCAGGUCUAAGUAUGUCACUGUGGUGAUAUACAAGCCGGUCCAAAGAAGAGGAAACGCCAAUGUUUGAUGAUGCAUCUUCUUAAUAUAGUGUUGGGAGCUUGUUUCUUUAUGGAUUCAGUUCGGUAUAUACAAAAACCAGCUGGUCCGAACUAAAUUUCUUCCUAUCAGGUUAGGGAAUUCGAUUGAAAUCAUCUGUGUAGACGUUUAUAUAAAAUUUACCUGCAUUGUUUGUAAUAACUCGCUUUAGGUUUGGUUGUUUAACCGAACCCACAUACAUCUCUCUUGAAGAUAUGCAUUUAAUCAUGUUUAAAAUUAAAA
Brassica napus (rape) is the source of this 892-nucleotide messenger RNA. Its product is annotated as SNF1-related protein kinase regulatory subunit beta-3-like. The record is from RefSeq and is a predicted model, not a curated record. Bases 294 to 641 code for a protein of 115 amino acids. NCBI's taxonomy places the organism in Eukaryota, Viridiplantae, Streptophyta, Magnoliopsida, Brassicales, Brassicaceae. Gene Ontology annotation, molecular function: protein binding. The transcript is spliced from 4 exons.